Sturnus vulgaris (Common starling) is the source of this 920-nucleotide messenger RNA. NCBI's taxonomy places the organism in Eukaryota, Metazoa, Chordata, Aves, Passeriformes, Sturnidae. The record is from RefSeq and is a predicted model, not a curated record.
AAACAUAAACGAGGUAAAGACAUUUUGAAAUAAAAGGCAUGAAUGGGUCGGCCAUUGAAAACUUCUCCUGUGUGAUUUAUAACAUCUUCCUCAUGAACUGCACUUGGCAGGCAGGAAGGGAUGCUCCAGCAGACACACAGUAUUUUCUCUACUGGCAGAAGUCGAGAGAUGAAGAAGAGAUGGAAUGUGAGCUUUACAUUAAAGAUGAAAAUUGUAGAAAUAUGGGAUGUAUUUUCCAAAAUGUGAGCAUAGGGAUUGAAAAAGCUUACUUUCUGGUGAAUGGGUCUAGCAAAGACUCCGUGAUCCAGUUCUAUGAUGAGUACAUUGACCUGUAUAAAAUUGAAAAGCUCAUGCCUCCAUCAAAUAUCACAGUCAACUGCGAUGAAAUUAAAAAUGAUUGCAUAAUUCAAUGGCAACGACCCCAAAUAAGUCAUUCUAACCAAGAUAUGUGUUUUAAAUAUGAAAUUAAUGUAAACUAUAAGGAUAAUCUUAAAGGAAAACCCAUAUAUACUUCCAUACAAGAAGGGGGAAAUAGUAACCUAUUUCUAAGAUCCAACACAAGAAAGAAGUAUGUCUUGAAAAUGAGAGCAGCUGGCAGUGCCUGCUUUGUGAAUCCAGCCUGGGGGGAAUGGAGUGCACCUGUUGAGUUUGGAAAUGAGGAAAUUAUAUCUUCUUCGGUAUGGAUUUUACUUGGGGUUGCAACACCCUUAAUGGCAAUCAUCACAAUUUAUUUAUGCAAAAGGACUGGCUGUUGGAAGACAGCAUUUCCACAGAUCCCCGGACCAAAACCUGCUUCAUUUACAUGGGCUGAUACAAACUCAGAGCUGAUGGAGAGCAAAAUUCAGUCAAUAGCAUCUGAAAAUGAAGAGAUAGUAUUAGUUGCUGACGGUGAGAUAACCAAGAAAAAUGGAGGAGUCUGA